Candoia aspera is the source of this 3271-nucleotide messenger RNA. It is a transcript of the gene AFAP1L2, whose product is annotated as actin filament associated protein 1 like 2. Gene Ontology annotation, cellular component: cytosol. NCBI's taxonomy places the organism in Eukaryota, Metazoa, Chordata, Lepidosauria, Squamata, Candoiidae. The record is from RefSeq and is a predicted model, not a curated record. Gene Ontology annotation, biological process: regulation of interleukin-6 production; positive regulation of epidermal growth factor receptor signaling pathway; positive regulation of DNA-templated transcription. The transcript has 19 exons. Bases 166 to 2607 code for a protein of 813 amino acids. Gene Ontology annotation, molecular function: SH3 domain binding; SH2 domain binding.
UACCCGAGAGUUGGGGAAAAGACUCCGCAAGCAGGGCGUAAGUAGGCGCGUCCCGCUGGGAGAAAUCCGUCCGGAGUUUGGGGAGCGUGGGAGAAAUCCGGGCCCUUCACUCCAGAAAAGGUCUCGCUGCCCCGCCUAGCGCCAAUAGAAGGCCAAAGACCCAGGAUGGAUAAAUAUAAAGCUCUGGAACAACUGCUCACAGAACUUGAAGAUUUUCUGAAGAUACUAGAUAAAGAGAACCUCAGCAGCACAGCUGUAGUCAAAAAGAGCUUUCUGGCUGAUCUCCUUCGCCUGUGCACAAAGUCAAGUGGUGGUGAUGAAGAAUACAUUUAUAUGAACAAAGUGACCAUCAGUAAACUGCAUGGAGAACCAGAGAAAGCCAACAAAGUGUUAGGUCACAGAGAUUCCUUGACUAAUGGAGAAAUGGAGCAGCAUUUGUAUCCUCCACAGAAAAGUUUGCCAGACCUUCCACCUUCAAAAAUAAUUCCAGAAACAAAACUACAUUCAGGCCUCAAAACUGAAUCUCCAGAAGGGUACUAUGAAGAAGCCGAGCCUUAUAGUGUUUCUAUGAACGAAGAUGAAGCUGUCAGCAGCUCCUAUGAAUCCUACGAUGAGGAAGAGAGCAGUAAAGGCAAGUCAGCCCCUCAUCAGUGGCCAUCCCCUGAAGCAUCUAUUGAACUUAUGAAAGAUGCCCGGAUCUGUGCUUUUCUCUGGCGGAAGAAAUGGUUGGGCCAGUGGGCCAAGCAGCUUUGCAUGAUUAAAGACAACAGAUUGUUGUGCUACAAGACUUCCAAGGACCAUAGUCCUCAGCUGGAUGUUAACUUGGUAGGCUGCAGUGUCAUUCACAAGGAGAAGAAUGUGAGAAAACAGGAACAUAAGCUGAAGAUCAUCCCCAUGAAUGCAGAUGUGAUUGUCUUAGGUUUGCAAAGUAAAGACCAGGCAGAACAGUGGCUCAGAGUAAUCCAAGAAACAAGUGGCCUCUAUCCAGAUGGGCUGUGCGAAGGAAAUCAGUAUGUUCCAGACUUCCAGCGGUUCAAUAAUCCAAAAAUGGAGCCAUCAGAGAGAUAUUUGGGGGCAUCAGAGAGUGGAAGCAGCACUGAUGGUCACAUGGAACUGAUGGAAACAAAGGAUGCUAAGAAGAAAUGCACACCUGGGUUAAAACUGAGCAACCUGAUGAACCUUGGGAGAAAGAAAUCUGCCUCCCUGGACAAUCCAGAGAGAUCUUUGGAUACUUGCACAUAUUUAAAUGUACUAGUGAACAGCCAGUGGAAAUCCUGUUGGUGCCAUGUGAAGGAUGGCCAGCUCCACUUCUACCAGGACAAAAACAGAAACAAAGCAGCUCAACAGCCUUUGAACUUGGUGGGCUGUGAAAUUAUCCCAGACCCAAGUCCUGACCAUUUCUACUCAUUUCGUAUCCUGCACAAUGGUGAAGAAUUGGCCAUGUUAGAGACAAAGUCUUCUGAAGAAAUGGGCCACUGGCUUGGUGUCCUUUUGUCAGAAUCUGGCUCUAAAACAGAUCCCGAGGAACUUACUUAUGAUUACGUUGAUGCUGACAGAGUUUCCUGCAUUGUCACUGCAGCAAAGAACUCAUUAUUCUUAAUGCAGAGAAAGCACUCUGAACCCAACACUUACAUUGACAACUUGCCAAAGAGAAUGGGGGACCAAGAAGAACUCUAUGAUGAUGUGGACGUUCCAGAGGCAACCAUGGAUGCUGUGCCUCCAAAUGGAAGUAAAUGUGAUGGGGAACAGGACAGAGUCUAUUUAGACCUCACUCCGGUAAAAUCCAUACUGCAUGGUGCUGGCCCAAAGCAGGGCCAGUCUCCUCCUUCAGUUUCUCCACCUUUGCAAAGAUCUAUGAGCAAGAGCUCAGAGGACUAUGAGAAAAACUCAGCCAUGCUGCAAAAAGAAGCAGAUCUGAACAGAAGUGCAAUGGAAAUUCCAGAACAGAGGCCUCCAGACAUAGAUGAGCUGCCAUCUCCAUGGACAGCAACAGUAAAAAUCCAGACACAGCAGCAAAUUGUAUUUCCUCAGAGUGACACCACUAUGGUUAUGGGUGCACCAAAGGAAAAAAUGGAAAAGCCCAAAGUGAUGAAUACAGCCCCCGUAGAAACAAAACUAGGCAAGAACAGGACAGAGGCUGAAGUGAAGCGAUAUUCAGAGGAGAGAGAUCGUUUGGAGAAAGAUAAAGAAGAAAUCCGCUCUCAGCUGGCAAAGCUUCGAAAAGAGAAAAGGGAGCUGAAAGAGAUGCUGAUAAACUGCUCAGAUAAGAAUAAGUUAUCUACAAUGGAACAGAAGCUGAAAGAGAUAGAGGAAGAAUGUAAGAGGAAAGAAGAUCGGCGUGUUGAUUUGGAGCUCAGUCUUGUUGAAGUAAAGGAGAAUCUCAGGAAAGCAGAGUCUGGUCCAGUUACACUUGGCACCACAGUGGAUACCACACACCUGGAAAAUGCAAGCCCCAAAAUGAAAGUUGCCAAUCCUAUGAAUAACCCAGAAAACUCACCUGUCAAUUCAGCAGUGGCACUAAAAAACCGUCCUUUAUCUAUCAUGGUCACAGGGAAAGGAACAGUUUUACAGAAAGCAAAGGAAUGGGAAAAGAAAAGUGCUAGUUAGGAAAUCCUAGCCUCAAGAACAGACUGAAGACAAACCAGCUCUUUGUGGACUGCAGAAGCCUACUGCCAGUAGCAAAAAUGUCCAGAUGAAGAAAGGGUGGCGAGUGGGGAACUGUAUCAUACUGUCUAGAAGAAACGAUGGACCUUGGCCAGACCCCGGCAUGGCCUUCCUUAGACUAAGGCUAUUGCUCCUUUUAGCAGACUUGCACUGUGUAGCUGAGACAGUUAACCAAGUGGAAACAGUACUUCAAACCCCACUGGUGUCCUGAAACUGUUGCUGUACAUAAGGAAGCUUUUGUGUAUGUUUUAUCACUGCACAGUCUAGGAUUUGUUGUUAAAGAAAUCCUGGUGGCUUUUAGUUGGAUCUGUUUAAUGUUCCUGUAGCAUACCAAGGCAUGGCAGGAGACAGAGGAGGUAAAGUUGAGGCCCAUAUCAGACAUUUCUUUGGGAGAGAAGUUUUCCUAACCAACAAUGAGAAUUGGAACAAUACUUCUGUGCACUUGCAACUAAAUGCAGCUGUUCUGUAGAAUACAACCUAAUUUCCCUUCCACAUGAGGAAAUGGCAGGUGCUCAAGUUCAAAAGUUCAGCUGGCAUACCAGGCUUAUUUGGAUGCCCUAAUUUCAGCUAUGCCCAUGCCUGUGCAUUGUUGUUGUUUAUUCGUUCA